Molecule: messenger RNA, 2346 nt
Organism: Mobula hypostoma (lesser devil ray)
Lineage: Eukaryota; Metazoa; Chordata; Chondrichthyes; Myliobatiformes; Myliobatidae
Gene: foxd2
Product: forkhead box D2
Exons: 2
Coding region: 328-1386 (352 amino acids)
Biological process (GO): anatomical structure morphogenesis; cell differentiation; regulation of transcription by RNA polymerase II
Molecular function (GO): DNA-binding transcription factor activity, RNA polymerase II-specific; RNA polymerase II cis-regulatory region sequence-specific DNA binding
Source: RefSeq, a predicted model, not a curated record
GGCUUCCGCUGCCUGGCUCAGCUUUGUCAACUUUUCCUUUUUAUAAAAAAAACAAACUUUGCUCCUAGCGUCGAGCGGCCGGGCAGCCGUCUACAAACUAUGUGCACUAGUCUGAGUUUGGGAGCCGCGAGAUUACAGUAAAAAAGGGGCAAUAUCUGCAAAGUUGUCGAUGAGGAAACAAGAGAAUAAGGAUCCAUUGGAAAGGAGUGCGGGUUCUCUGAUUUCUUUUCCCCUUGGCCAUUCUGAGCCACUCCACUAGGGGGUCUGAGAGACUGGAGAGUUGCUACCGACACAAGGAUUGAAGACACUGGGCCGAUCACUUCAACAAUGACUCUAGGUGCCGACAUGUCUGAUCAUUCACUGCUCUCCGAGGAUACAGAUAUUGAUGUGGUCGGUGAUAUGAACAGCAAAGAAGGGAAAUAUGGUCAUUUUCUUUCUGACAACGAUUCAGACGAUAUCUUAAGCAGGAACGUUUCCGAGAAUAUUGAGUCCCCGGACUUGUCCGGCGUGUCUGACCCAGGUACGACCAGGGCAAGUGAGAAAUCAUGCAAAAGUACUUUGGUCAAACCUCCCUACUCUUACAUCGCUCUGAUCACUAUGGCCAUUCUACAGAGUCCAAAGAAGAGACUAACAUUGAGUGAGAUCUGCGAGUUUAUCAGUAAUCGUUUCCCUUACUACAGGGAAAAGUUCCCUGCCUGGCAGAACUCCAUCCGGCACAAUUUGUCUCUCAACGACUGCUUUGUGAAAAUACCCCGGGAGCCCGGGAAUCCUGGCAAGGGCAACUACUGGACUCUCGACCCCGAUUCUGCAGACAUGUUUGACAACGGGAGCUUCCUUCGGAGGAGGAAACGGUUCAAAAGGCAGCAGCCGUCCGAAAUCUUGAGAGAUCACGGCAGCUUCAUGCCAAGUUUUGGAUAUGGACCUUAUGGCUGCGGUUAUGGCAUCCAGCUGCAAAAUUUCCACCACCCUCAUCACCAUGCCUCCCCGAGUACGUUCCCAUUCCAGCCUCCGCACUGUACGGUGCCAUCACCAGCGUCAAUGUUCCCAGCUGCAGCUAUCCCCUCGCUUUUACACAGCAACGACUUAACCAGGAAAUCCUUCUACCCGCAGCUGAGUCCCACUCUACCCAACCUACAAGGAUUGAAAGCAGACCCGAGUCAGUCCAGGCCUUCCUUCUCUAUAGACAAUAUCAUAGGGGCUGCUCCGUCAAAUACCCCCGGGUCUCCCUACUCAGCUCCGCCUGGAAGCCAAGCACAGGUCCUGGCAAUGUUAACUCCAGCACUCACGCAGUCCCAGAACCCUCUAAACUUAACGCACGAUAAUGUUCUACAGACUGGACAGACCUUUUCAAGUAAACUCACAAAUCUUAACACCUGUCACUAUUAAAAUUUCUCGUCCCGUGUAAGAUAGAGAAGCAAAAGCAACUACUGAAAAGUUCAGAAGCAAAUUACAGCAGAAGCUAAAAAUCUGACAGAAAGAAAAUGCUGAAGAACAUAAGAAAACGAUAAAAUAGAAGCAGAUGAAGGCCAUUUGGCCUCUUGUGCUGCCUCUCGUAAGGUCAUGUACCUUGGCAUCAUUUUCCUGCAGCUGUCCUUUGAUUCCCUUAAUAUCCUAAGAUCUAUCAACCACUAUCUUGAAUACACCCAGCAAGUUGGUUUCCACAGCCCCUUGGGUGGUGAAUUCCAAAGAUGCCUUGGGCAAACAAUUUUCUGCAUCUCUGAAGUUAAAGGUUGGCCACUAAUAUUGUGAAUGUGAAGGGCACUCAAUCGAUUAGGCAGUGUCUGAUAAAGAGAAGCAAAAUCAAUGUUGCUCAGGACUGUAAAAUCAAAAUUGCUGGCAUUUCGUGAUUGAAAAAAUCCAACAGUUAAAGUUUAGUUGAAGUUUUAUGCUGCCAUUCUCUAAAUUGAAAGACAUAAUGACAAGUAAUAAAGCAGAAAGAAGAAUUUACUCUGCUCAACCUUUGGACAUACUUUGAAGUUACCUCAUAUUUUGAACUAUGAAGCAAAUAUUGUCUGUGGCAAGAAAUUGAAAUGUUCAUACUGUAGUGAAGUACAAAGAAAGCAUAAUUUUGAACUAAAGUAUGGCUUGGUUUAAUUCUUAUACAUGGAAUGACAAGCUACUUUUAUGAAUGUAGUGUUUUAAUUCAACAUUUGCAAUUCAUUGAUAUCUGAACUAAGUGCUUGAUUGAAGAAGGGAAAAUUAUGAAAAUCAAAUAUACCAUCUCAGUGGGAUUAGCUUGAGUAAAUUUGUUCUUCCUAAGUUAUUGUCCAUUCAGGUGAUGAUUUUAUCUUGCUGUCAUUUGAAAAAAUCGAGCAAAGUGACAAAAACAAUAAUAAACAUGCUGAU